Messenger RNA from Ochotona curzoniae (black-lipped pika), 1517 nucleotides. RefSeq names its product phosphatidylinositol glycan anchor biosynthesis class L (gene PIGL). The record is from RefSeq and is a predicted model, not a curated record. NCBI's taxonomy places the organism in Eukaryota, Metazoa, Chordata, Mammalia, Lagomorpha, Ochotonidae. Gene Ontology annotation, molecular function: N-acetylglucosaminylphosphatidylinositol deacetylase activity. Gene Ontology annotation, biological process: GPI anchor biosynthetic process. The transcript has 7 exons. Bases 3 to 770 code for a protein of 255 amino acids. Gene Ontology annotation, cellular component: endoplasmic reticulum.
GCAUGGACGCGCUGGGUCUCCUGUGUGCGGUGGCCGGGGUGCUGGCCGCCCUGGCCUGGGGUGUCCCCUGGCUGUGGGAGUCGGCGGGAGGAGUGGAGCGUCGGGAGCAGGCGGGCCUGCCGGGAGGCGGAAGCCGAAGCCUCGUGGUGAUCGCGCACCCGGACGAUGAAGCCAUGUUCUUUGCUCCCACCGUGCUGGGCUUGGGCCGCUUGAGGCACCGGGUGUCCCUGCUUUGCUUCUCUGCAGGAAAUUACUACAAUCAAGGGGAGAUUCGUAAGAAAGAACUCUUGCAGAGCUGUGGUGUUUUGGGAAUUCCACCCUCCAAUGUAAUGAUUAUUGACAACAGGAAUUUUCCAGAUGACCCCGCAGUGCAGUGGGACACAGAGCUUGUGGCCAGCGUUCUACUCCGGCAUGUGGAGAUGAAUGACAUCAACUUGGUGGUGACAUUCGACGCAGGAGGUGUAAGUGGUCACAGAAACCACAUUGCCCUGAACAUGGCCGUGAGGGCUCUGCACUCCAAAGGAAAGUUGCCUGAAGGGUGCUCCGUGCUCACGCUGGAAUCCGUCAAUGUGCUGCGCAAGUACCUGGGCUUCCUGGACCUGCCCUGCUCGCUGCUCCGGCCCCAGGAUGUUCUCCUCGUGCUCACCCGUGAAGAAGUAGCUCAGGCGAAGAGAGCCAUGACCUGCCACGGCAGCCAGCUCCUGUGGUUCCGCCGCCUCUACCUCCUCUUCUCCCGCUAUGUGAGGAUCAACACGCUGCAUUUCCUCUGAAGCCUCCGAGUGCGUUCAGAUCCAAGGAGUCCGAAUAACCCCAGCCAGUCCACAGAGGGCCCGGCCUGGACCUGGCUGACAUCCGCUAGCCGAAGGAGGGCCCCGCCGGAGCAGCCUCUGCUAAAAGGCAGCCUUGCAGGCACUGUAGGGUCGGCCAGAUGUCAGCAGGUGCCUGGCAGAGAGGGAAAGCUACCACCAAGGAUGCUACAGCAAAACCCCCCCGGGCAGGGGAAGAGUCCUCCUAAGGGCACCGUGUGUGACAAGACCCCAGCACACAGCCCUGGCAGGUGGCCGUGGCCAUAAACGAAUGUGAACCCACGCUCGGAACACCUCGCCCGUGGGAUGGUCACGUGGUUUCCAAAGGUGCUGUGUGGAUCUGUUGUCUGUCCGCGCCCGUGACUGUAUUUGCACGUGUACCAAGCAGAGGCCCAGAGCCUGUGCGAAGACGGCGUUAGUUCCAUCUGCCGCCAUCCCAACAGGAGGCCAAAAAGUUCCAUGAUGGCUGUGUCCAAGGUGGAGAGUCAGCGACGCUGUUGGCAGCUCAGACCAGCGACUGGAAGUCUCAGAACAACAGAAACCAGGAGUGCAAUGCUAGUCCAGGGGAGAGACAGCCCCCCCUACAUCACCCCACCCCCGCACAGGGCUGCUGGCUUCAGUCCUGGGGUCCAAAGGCCAAAGAACCUGAACUGUGCUGGUGAGCAGCGUCAGCAGCCCACUGGCAGUUUCUAAUAAAAUUCUACACCCUGA